This is a messenger RNA of Monomorium pharaonis (pharaoh ant), 2841 nucleotides long. RefSeq lists its product as uncharacterized. The coding region runs from base 1285 to 1902 and encodes 205 amino acids. NCBI's taxonomy places the organism in Eukaryota, Metazoa, Arthropoda, Insecta, Hymenoptera, Formicidae. The record is from RefSeq and is a predicted model, not a curated record. The transcript has 2 exons.
AGAGAGAGAGAGAGAGAGAGAGAGUUUACAAAGAAAUUUAACAAGAAAAACUCAUUUAAAAAACCUUGAUAAAUGUCAUGUAAUAAAUAAUUGAAUUAAUAACAUUUCUAAAAUAUAAUAUACAUAAAAUUAAUUUAACAAAUGUUUCAUAUAAACUUAAUUAUUUAAUUAAAUUUUGCUAAUUUUGCUUUUUAAUAAUUUUGUUCUCUCUUGCAAUUAAAAAAUUUUGAAUCUGUAUAAUUACAAAGGCGACGAGCGUUGAUCAAUUCUGCGAGAAUUACCAUAUGCGUAUUGCGAGAUAACGCGCAUGCGAGUGCUACAAUGAUCAAACGUGCUGAAAUAUUUUUUGCCAUGAUUGACGUCAUCUGUUAGAAAACGGAACUGUGCAACAAUAUUAAAAUUAGCGAUUUUACUCACAGAAAGUAGCACAAAAGGAUCAUUUUUAACGUACAUGUAACAAAAAAUACUUUUUACAAUUACAUGUAAAUAAUAAGUUUUUUUUAAUAUUUACAUAUUAUAUUUAUAUUAAACUCUGUAAAUAAAAAAAAAUUUCAAUAAAUCUAUUUACAUGUAGCCAAUUUGUACUACUUUUUAUUGCUUAUCAUGUUAUUCACUUUAUACUCGUAUAGUAAAAUCAAUAGAAGUUCUGUGUAUAUAUCACAAACAAUAAUAGCCUUAUUUGUACUUUAUUUAAUCAAAAUUAAAUUUAAAGAGUGUACAAUCAUAGAUUUUAUUAGAAAUAACGUUACAAUAAAAUGUCGAAACAAAAAUAAGCCUAGAUUACAAUUAUUUAGUAAAAUUAGUUAAAUGUACGUGUUUCUUGGUAUCAAGGUCAGAUAAGAACCAAAACAAUUAAUCGAAAGUGUUCUGCCCUGGUAUAAAAUUGACGUUUAAUAAGUGAAAUUGCGUGACUUGAACUGCCGACAAUGUAUCAUACCAGCGAGAUCGUUUAUCAGCUGUUACAGUUACUCGCCAAGUAUAGAGUUUAAUAAAGAUAAUAGGCAAGACUAGUAUCCAAGUCAAUUUUACCUCUUACAAACAUUAAGCAGGUAAAAAACAUUUUCUUCUCACACUUUACAACAAUUUGAUCAUGCACGCAAUUGUAAUAGAUAAUUUUUAGUUGUCGAAAACUUACUAUUCCUAUGAUUUAUGGUUUCAACCAAGAAACUGCAUAUAAUAUUUAGAAAAUGCCAUAUAAAUUUAUUUACAAUGCGUUAAUUUUAAUAUAAUUUAACUCAAGUAUGUAUUUAUUGUCCAUAGGUUGAUAGUGAAUAAUUUAAAAAGAUGUCGAGUGUGAAAAAUUUGAAACAGGCUCUUAUGCCUGUCAUUUGGCUCAACUGUAUAUUUUGCAUUGGAAUAUUCGAAAUACCCAAAAAUCGUCCACGAUAUUAUCUAAGUGCUUUCUAUGUCAUCGCAAUAUUAAUUGGAUAUUCCAUUUUCUUUUACAAUGGAUCUGACAUUUUACAGAAAACACUUGUAUUUAACCAUGUGAUGUUUUAUGUUAUUUUGGGAAUCAAUGCCUUAGUUGCCGUCUUAGCUAUAAUUUUAUUUUGGAAGAAAUCAGAGGGUAUGAAUAGUAUAAUUAAGAAGAAUGAAAUAGUGGAUGAUACUUUGGAGGCAUUGGGAAUAAAAAAAGAAUAUGAGAAAAUCUUUCGAAAUAUUUUGUUUCUUGUGGCUAUCUGGACAGUAACCAUAAUAGUAAUAUUCAACAUGAGUAUAUUAUGGACAUAUCGUGAGAUUGGAUAUUGGUAUUCCUUUUACGGUGCUGUAUGUGUUGGUUUUCCACUUACAAUUAAUUUUGUAAUAGACCUCACUUUCGCUUCGCUUAUCAGGCAAGUAAAUAUAUUCUCAAGGAAAUACUCAAAUAAUAAAAAAGUUUAUCCAAAGAAUUAUAAUUGUUAAGAUUUCUUUGUAUCCUAAAAUAUUUGUCGAUCAUAGUAAUGGCUCUUUAUAAAUUGUAUAGUUUUCAAUGUAUAAAUAUUAUAAGUAAAUGUAUAAUACGUCUGUGUUUAUAUGCACUUGAAUACUGAUUAAGAUUGUGAUGUGGCAGAUGUGUUUAUCUAAAAUUUCAGAAAAUAAAUAUUUUAAUCAAGAAUAUAGUGCUUUGUGCAAAUGAAUUAAAAGACAAGAUUCAUAAUCAAUACAAUAAUACAUCUAUUGUCAUGACAGACUAUAAAAAUCAUAAAAACAACAUAAUACAUAGCAUUCAAACGCUGAGGUAAGAUCAGUAAUAAUUUCUAUUUCUAUUAAAGUUUCAUACUGAUUCCGUCUGUAAAGAAAUUUUUGGCUUUUCUCGAAUCUGCGUGUAAAAGGAGCAUAGCAAAUUGAAAAAAAUUUGUGGUACAAAAUUAUUUCUCACGAAACUUGACAUAGACGUAGUAUGAAGUUAAGUAUAAAGAAACCAAAAUUGACUAAUUAAAUUCUGGUCAAAAUAAAUCCUGGUCAAAAAUUAGAAAACAGUUCCGGCGAGUUGUGCGAUGGCAAUACCUAUUUACUCAUUUAUACAAUCAUAUUUUAGCAUAUAAUCAGUUUCCUCAGUGUCUUUGCACUUUUUAUCGCUCUCCAAGACCUUCUCAGAACUAACUAAGUUACAAGAGUUGCUAAAAUAGACACCGCCAUCACAUGACCCGCCGGAUUUAUUUUCUAAUUUUUGACCAGAAUCUAUUUAUUUAGCCGGUUAAUUUUGGUUAGAUUUCUUUAUAUUUCACCUCAUACUAUAUCUAUAUCAAGUUAAAUGACAAUAAAAUUUUGCACAUAUCACAACAUUUACUCUUUAAUUUUUUCAUCACUCGCGUAUCACUGACCACGUAAAAUACUAACCACCUUUUAUAGUUCUACAAA